AUGGGUGUUUGUUUGAUUCGCCUUAGGACUCUAAUCUCUGCCUGGAAUACAAAGCGAAGGAUUGAAUUAAUAGCUUAUAUUCUAGUUUUGUGUAAUCUCAAGAAACAGCUUUGUAUAGAUCAGCUUCUUAAUUCAAAAACCUUAACAUCAGGGGGAGAUUCGGAGGGCAAGGGCCAGUUCCAAGAAGCUCUUAGAAGAAUUCAGGCUUACUGAGCAUACAGCCUCAUACGAAUCAUAAAAAUAUACAUGUGAUCUGAUAUUUUGAUAGUCAAGAUGGUGGACAAGAGAUGAUGGACAUGAUUUUGAAGAAGAUAUAUUAUGAACAAUAUACACUGGACAUGAGACGGUGGACAGACGAUGGACAAGAGGCACACAUAAGAUGACGAUGGACAGAAUACCAUGGACAAGUUUUUGAGGUAUAUAUAUGAUCGAGAGGGGACAAUGGAUAAGAGACCAUGGACAGAAACCUUUAGGAAAGCAAAAACAAUGAAACACAAUUACAAGGUUAUAGAUUAUUGAAUUUGUGUUUUUUUAUAAUCAUGUCCAUGCUAGAUCUUCCACAGAUAGUUCUGUCAAUUGAAAUUAUAUUAUUGUUAUAAAUAUUGGUAUGCGUGUAGCCAUGAAAACAAUCGAUUCUAACUUUGUUGUGCUCUUUAUUUUUCUACGUGCAUGGGUAUUACAAAGUGGUUGAGGAAUCAUCUAAAUCAUUGGAGUUUGGAGGACUAUAAUUCAUUUCAUUCUUAUUCACUGCAUCCACGAUAGUCUUUCCACGAAAAACCGUCUACAUAUCAAGAUAGAGUGGUUAGUUCUUCAUGGACAGAUAGAAAGAUGUGUACAACACUACAAUAAUAUUUGUAACAUCCGCCUCUUUCAAAACCAAGACGGCAUAUUAAAGUGCAUUAACUUUUACCACAAAAAAC
Molecule: messenger RNA, 920 nt
Organism: Thlaspi arvense
Lineage: Eukaryota; Viridiplantae; Streptophyta; Magnoliopsida; Brassicales; Brassicaceae
Source: the annotation of a GenBank genome assembly